This is a messenger RNA of Chlorella variabilis, 1584 nucleotides long. RefSeq lists its product as hypothetical. Lineage: Eukaryota; Viridiplantae; Chlorophyta; Trebouxiophyceae; Chlorellales; Chlorellaceae. The transcript is spliced from 6 exons. The record is from RefSeq and is a predicted model, not a curated record. Bases 1 to 1584 code for a protein of 527 amino acids.
AUGCUGGCACACGAAUCAGGAGCGCCGCAGCUUGUCAGGCAGUUGGAUUUGGACGAGGCCGCAGCGCCAGCAGCGGUUGGGGCCGAGGACACGUCGCUGCCUGCGCAGUCGCCCGCAGCUCCCACUGCCCACCCGCCGCGGCAGGCGCCGCCAGCGUCGCCGCCAGGAGCACCCUCAAGCAGCGCUGGCGCGCAGCAGGUGCUGUCGCCCACCAAUGGGCGGCAGCCAGGGGCGAGCCGCCGGGAGAGCCUGGGAACCAGUGCGGACAAGCAGGCUGCCGCCGCAGCAGCAACUACCGUGCGCAGGCGGCGAACAGGAGUGGCCUUUGCCGAUCCGCCGGCCUCCAUCCUGCGCCGGCCGCGGCCGCAGGAGCAGCAGCAGGAGCAGCGGUGGGCGGCAGGCGGUGAGCAGCCGAGCCAGCAGCUGCACGGUGGUGUCGAUGUGGAGGAGCUUGCCCGGCGUCUUGAGGCCCUGGGGCUGGCCACACAACGGCAGCAGCAGCAGCUGGAGCAGCGCGAUGCCGAGAUUGCACAGCUCAGGGAGCAGCUGCAGCAGACAGCGCAGGUACAGGCACCGCAGGGGGCUGUGCGCCGCCGCGCGGCCCGCCUGCAGCCCCCGCAGCUGCCGGGCUCUCUGGAGAGCCCUACUGACAGCGAGGCGAGCGAUGUUGUGCCAGCGGCGGGAUACCGCCGCACCCGCAGGCCAGUGCACCUCAGCAGCAGCGACAGCAGCAGCGAGGGCGGCCUGGAUUCUGAGGAGGAUUGCGACUCAGCUGCCCCUCGGCUGCGGCAGCGGCCCUUCCGCCCGUCCAACCUGGCCAGCCGGAACGGCACGACGCAGCCAGCAACCGCACCGGACCCUCGCCGCCAGCAGCAGUCGGGCCGCACAGGCGCUGCCGCGGCACCAUCGGGCAGGCAGCUCCUGCCGCCUGGCUCGCGCACACCUUCUGCGCUGCUGAUGUCCAAUGGCGAGCUGCUGCACAUGCCCUGGGACGUGGUGUACGCGGUUGUGGAGGAUCAGAACUGGCAGCACGCUCUGUCGGUCAAGGUGGAGCCACGAGGCGGCACGCUAGGACCCCUGGAAAAGCCAGUGCAGCUGGAUCCUGAGAAGGAAUUCUGGGUUUCCAGCGAAAGCCCAAACUUGAGCGUGCUGGCGGCGCUGCCGACUCUGGGGUCCCAAAAGCCAUGCCUGAAGCCAACCCGCAUGGCCCUUAAGUUGCACCUGGUGAGCUGGCAGGCGGCGCUGGGCGGCGUGGAGGAUGCAGCUACGGAGGAGGUGUUUGCCUUUGAGGCGCGCUACUCUAGCAGUGCUGGUGGCCAGCAGGUCAUGAAAGUGGCGCGCAUCUCGGCGCUGGCCAAAUGGUCAGCCCGCAGCGCGCUUGCAGAUGGCUUCAGCCUCUACAGCUUUGUGGACCCGCUGGCGGCAACGGCGCUGUACGAGGUAGCGCGCAUUGUUGUGCUGGCACGGCAGGGAGAGGAGGUGUGGAGUCAGCUAGAGGAGCAGGGCAAGCUUCAGAUUCAGAUUUUUAGUGUAGAUUUCUUUGGCAGUACUGCGAGCGGCCAGCACGCUGUGGCCCGCAGGUGA